Blastomyces dermatitidis ER-3 is the source of this 5996-nucleotide messenger RNA. RefSeq lists its product as uncharacterized. NCBI's taxonomy places the organism in Eukaryota, Fungi, Ascomycota, Eurotiomycetes, Onygenales, Ajellomycetaceae. Gene Ontology annotation, cellular component: cytoplasm. The transcript has 6 exons. Gene Ontology annotation, molecular function: oxidoreductase activity, acting on NAD(P)H; 2 iron, 2 sulfur cluster binding; flavin adenine dinucleotide binding. The record is from RefSeq and is a predicted model, not a curated record. The coding region runs from base 1 to 5937 and encodes 1978 amino acids.
AUGCGUCUCCACCUCGUCAUACAGCGGCAUGGCCUUCCUACAACCCGUGUCCUCUGGACAACUUCCUCGCCCAGCUCUGCGUCCACCAGAGCCAAUUCUGCUGUCUCAUCCUUCGCCACGGUAUCAUCUUGUACAAUUACGUCGACGCGGGCUCCAAAUGCUGGGUUUGGAUCUGGCGCAUCAGCAGCGGCUUCGGGGAGCGGGGGGUUGACAAUCGCACAGUUGCUGGAAGAUGUGAAUGAGGUUAUUCCACUUGAGACGCAAGUUGAGGAAGAUAGUGGGAGUGGUGGUGGCAUUGGUGGUGGUGCUGGGCAAUGGGGACUGGAGGAUUAUGCGGUGGAAGUUAUGGGGUUUGAGUGUUUACAUUUUAUGGAGGUGGAUGGGCUGUUGAGGGAUGGGGAUGAAGUUGUAAUACGCGCAUUACAACUUGGUGAUCUCAUGGCCAGGAGACUUACGGGCCGCCAUCAGAUCACUAUUGAUGGGAGGCAUUUGAUCGACGGUGUUCCGUUCGGGAAACCUUAUAUUCAAAAAGCAGUGUCGUCAAGGCCACCUAUUACAAUUCCACCUCGGAAGAAGAGGCGAUUGAACUUUGGCGGAUGGCGGGUUGAUGACGCUCUUGCAAGAGAUUUUAAUCUUGAAGACGAAGAUGAUGAAGAGAACGACCCAGACUGGAAAGAAGAAACCGAUGGAGCUGGGAAAGAGCUUGUUCUUAGGGCAGGGGAUGAAGACGACGACGAGGACGAUGAAGAGGACGACGAUUAUGAAUAUCAAACCGAGAGCGAUGAAUCUGCUGUUACCCCGUCUGAGGAAGCCAUAAUGUUCCACGAGAAACGGAGCAAGGAACUACCUAUAGCAAAAGGGGCCGGUUCAUCAGCCCCCACCCCCGACUCGAAAACGCGAGCUACGAGGCAACAGAAGCAAAAAGCACAAGCUGAUAUAUGCGUUGGAGAGCGCAAAAUUCACGGGAUCUUGCUUCAGAAGGCGCGGACAUCCUGUCCGUCUUCACUAAAGCGCAGUCUUGGCGUAAGCUUUGAGGAUCAGCGACAAUCUGAUUCCGAGGGGUCAACAUCCUCCGAUGCAAAAUCGGCGAGCGACGAGGAUGAAACAAGCUCCGUCUCUUCCAGUGGUUCCAGCUCGAGUGAAGCAUCUUCGGAAGCAUCUUCAAGCUCCAGUGGUAGUUCAUCAGUUUCAGAAUCAAAAGAUAUCAAUAUUUCUACUACCAGUGCCAAACAACAAGCGACAACAUCUUUGACGGAAAAUGGCCCGCAGACCUCCGUCGCUACCCCACAGCCAAUUGUCCAUCCUCCUGGUACCGGUUCUCGACGAACGAAGAAUACCAACAGGAGAAACAAGUUACGAAGAAGACUUGAGAAACUGAAGGAGCUCGGAAUCCUUCACAAAGAUGCUAAUUUCGCCGAUCUGCGCAAAUGGUGCGAGGCUAACCCUGGCCCGUUUCCGGGGAUGUCAGGUGAAGAGAUCUCAGAAAGUCAGGUGAAAGGCAACGAUGAACAGGCGGAGUUUGAAAGGAAGCGUGCACAGCUACUACGGGAUAUAGCGAAAGGGGGUGUUGAUGUGACCCCGCAGCCUACCAAGAACGCUAAUAAAUUGAGUCCUCUUGAAUCGAUGUCAACCACACCGAUAAAUGGCGCCAACGGUGCUUUCGGGACAGCUACAGAAUCAUCUAAGAGACAGUCAAAACUAGAUGUUCCUAGCUCGCAGCGCCUUGUAUUUGGCUCUCUAGGUUUGAAAACCCCAAAAACAAAGGAGGGUGAGAAGGCACUGCGAGAGACGCUGAGCAAUCAUGUACAUCAGCCGAAACCACAGUCAAAAUUAUCCUCAGUUGAAGAAAUUGAUAAAUCUACGGAAGCGAAGAUCGAUUCGAUUGAAAACUGGGAAGAUCGACUCAUCCUUCAAGCUACGGAAUGUCUUUACGAUGAUGUAGAGUUGUCCACGCCGCCCUUCCCUUUCGUACAACGAUGGGAUAAGGAUGCGCAGGCGAAAAUCCGCGAAAUUAAAGGAAACCAACAAGCUAGUGGCAAGAAGCGAAAGCGGAAAUCUCGAAAUCGCCAAGAAGCCGAUUAUUCUGACCAAGAGUGGUGCAAUGGAGACGCGAGUUUUUCAAAUGGAAAUCAGCUAGAUUAUGGGAAUGAUUGGGCUGACGAACAUUACAACUCAGCUCAGUCUCUUAAUGGGGUCGGCCGUAAUGUGACUAGCGCAGAGGCGACUUCAGCAGAUAAGAGUGCGUCUACAGAUGAUCUUCCAGGCUUACCGGACGAUAUGUCUAUUCUGAAAGAUGCACGGGACGCUGAUAUGAAGCCUGGAACGAUCGUCGCCUUUAAGCAGCUGGACAUGUCUAAAGCUACAAACUGGCAACCGCUGGUGUCUAAAUAUCGUACUGCCGUUAUCGAAGAUGUUACGGAUGGGAUUUUAACACUGCGGCUUGCGCGGCGCGAUAGACAGCAACCUCGAGAGGACCAUGGCGAUGACGAUGAUGGGGUGACGCGAUAUACCAUGUUUGAGAUGCCUGGUUACGAUGAAUGGAAAGGAGAAGAUGAUGGAUUUAGGGAAAUGCAAUUUGGAGAGCUCAUAGAACCGAAAUUGCUCUCCAUCGGAUCUACUGAUGGUUCAGUAGAGGUGGUUGAGGAGACACAGCACCACCUUCCUAUUGAACUUCCGCCCCCGAUUCCCGAAGUCGCCACUGUUUCGUCGCCGACACGACACGAAAUUUCGGCAAUGAUUCGAGAGGCCGGGUUUAGGUCAGGGUUUGAUUCAGAUUUUCUUCCUCCCGAAGAGCUAUUGUUCAACGUCCAGGACUCGAGGACUUACAAUGACGCAACCAUCGAGAACAAGGGGGUCACGGAUUGUGCUAGUCCGACCGUUCAAUCCCCUACCUUUGCCGGCUUUGUCUCGAGCCCACCACCUAACCCCUCAACGCAUCUUCGCAAAGAUCACCAGCCCCAACCCUCCCCUUCAGCAAACCGCUCUCCGCGGGGUACGCCUGAAAAGCAGAUCGUCACGGAGGUGCCCAGCUCCCCUACUUGGCUACAAGAUCCUACAUCGGAUCCCUCUUCCCACAAGCCUAGCUCCCAUCAUCAGAAAUUGUCAGAUUUAUCUGGCCAUCAGCUUCAGUAUCUCGAACCCGAUGAUGCAUUGGCCAAGGAUUCUAUGGCUUCUAACAAGGACCUAACAACCACCUCACAGCAUGAACCGUCUAUUGAGGAGACGUGUAUCGACACCGGAUUGGACGCUGGAAUAAAGUCAGUCGAUGACGCUCCAAUGGAUGAUUGUGCACAACAUGUUCAGCCGAUGCCCCUUGGCUCCGAUGCCAUUUACAACUCUUCACCGCCAUUGUUUCAGCUCGAUCAGACGACUAUAGAUCAAGACGAGUCCCAGCUUUCAUUACUCCCUUCCGCUGUCGAAGAUAGCCAGCCAGCUGCACACCGCCCUGGUUCAAGUGGAUCCGUAAUCCCCAAUCCUUUCUACGAACCUGAUAGGAACCUUCCAAGUGUAUCACCGCCCAUGGCACGAUUCGUUUCUACAGCCCCACCCCGCACAACAACAGCUGCGGAAAAUUCGCCGUCCACGUCUGUAACUAGAAGAAGCAGGCGAAAAAUCCUUUCAUCUCCGCGCCAGGUAUCAUCUUCACCCCGCCGGAAACCCCAGCGCUAUGACGACAGGUUGGAUCUCCCAGCCAUAACCGAGGCUGACAAGGAGUCAACGCAGCACUCUGAAUAUGUUACCAAUCAAGACGUGUCGCAGAAGAGCAGUAGUUCUAUUGUGGAUUUAACAAUAUCUAGCGAGCCCGAGUCGCCUGGGAAUUCCGACGGAGAUUUUGCCGCGUCUCACGGACUUCCGCAGGGUCCUGGGUGGGUUAAGAAACGGAUUGUUAGAGGCCGGCGGCCACGCAGGACAGAAGCGCCUUCUGUUCAGACGCAGAGGAGAGCCCAAUCCACACCACCUCUACUAUAUAAAUCUACUCCAAUUAUCGCCGCAGCUGUCUGGACCAGGUAUCCCGCAUGUAAGUCGGCGCUCGGCACGUCAUCUAUCCUUGCAUCCCAUCGCCCGGAGAUAGCUGCCAACCUCCCCCGCAUCCAGCACAUCCAUACAUCAUCUCAUAUCAUCACCAACUCCAAUAAGAACAACACCAGCAACAAGAGGACAACCAGCAACGACAACAACAACAUCCAUUUAACAAAAACGCGUAUACACCACUUCUCAACCUCACGACGGUGGUCGUCUACUCCAACGCCAAAGAUGUCGUCAACAUCUACGUUCAAAAUCAAGGACCUAACUUCGCUCGACCUUCCUGCUGACAAGAUCGAAGUAGAAGUCGAGGGCAUCGAGAAGGGAAAACUCUUGCUCUUGAAACAUGGCGGCCAGGUCCAUGCGCUUACUGCUAACUGUACGCAUUAUGGCGCGCCGCUGGUAAAGGGCGUUUUGACUCCUGAUGCGAGGCUGACUUGCCCGUGGCAUGGUGCUUGUUUUAAUAUUACAACUGGAGACGUGGAAGAUGCGCCAGCCCUCAAUGCGCUACAUAAAUAUGAAGUGUUCGAGAAAGAUGGAAGCGUCUACGUCAAGGCUGACGAGACAACCUUCAAACAAAAUGGCAGGCUGCCCAUUAGUUCUUGUAGCGUUUCUCAACAUGAUCAGAAGGUUGUAAUUAUUGGAGGCGGAAGCGGAACCAUCGGAGCAGUAGAAGUGCUCCGUGAGCACGGCUUCAGCGGCCAAAUCACAAUAAUUUCCAAGGAGCCCAACCUCCCCCUCGACAGAACGAAGCUCUCCAAAGCCCUAAUCCCAGACCCAGAGAAACUCCUCCUCAGAGAGAAAGGAUGGUAUGCCGCGGUCUCCGUCUCCGUGCUCUCGGACGAAGUCACCUCCGUCGAUUUCACAAACAAGACCGUAGCGACCAAAUCAGGCAAAUCAGUUCCGUAUACAAAACUAAUCCUAGCUACAGGCGGGACCCCGCGCCGCUUGCCACUCCCCGGCUUCAAAGAACUGGGGAACAUAUUCGUCCUCCGCACUGUGGAAGAUGUGCAAGCCAUUCUAGCUGCCGUAGGGCCCAGGAAGCAGAAAGAAAUCGUGAUAAUCGGCAGCUCCUUCAUUGGCAUGGAAGUAGGCAACACACUCUCCAAGGAGAACAACGUGAAAAUCGUCGGCAUGGAAUCCGUACCGCUCGAGCGCAUCAUGGGCGCAAAAGUAGGACGCGUCUUCCAAACUAAUCUGGAAAAGAACGGCGUGAAGUUCUACAUGUCCGCCUCCGUCGACAAAGCCACCUCGUCUGACGCGGAUCCUUCAAAGGUAGCCGCCGUUUACCUUAAAGACGGCACCGCUCUGCCCGCCGAUCUCGUCAUCCUAGGCGUCGGCGUCAGCCCGGCCACAGAAUUCCUCCGCGAUAACCCCAGCGUAACCCUCGAGCGCGACGGGUCCCUCAAAACGGACGAGUACUUCGCUGUCGAGUGUCUAAAGGGCACCAACGGCGAUAGCGACGUCUACGCCGUCGGCGACAUCGCCACAUACCCCUACGAUGGACCUGGGGCAGGCCAAGGCGGCCACACGCACGUGCGCAUCGAGCACUGGGACGUAGCACAGAACUCGGGGCGAAGCGUCGGACGCACGAUCGCCCACGCGUUCUCGAGCAACAGUUCCGUGCCGCUGAAGGCGAAAUCGUUCAUUCCGAUCUUCUGGUCGGCGCUGGGUGGCCAACUGCGCUACUGCGGCAAUACGAUGAAUGGGUUUGACGAUUUGAUUAUUAAGGGGGAUACGGAGGCGGGGAAAUUCGUGGCAUACUAUGUGCUGGGUGAGACGGUGGUGGCGGUUGCGAGUAUGGGGAUGGAUCCGAUUGUUAUGAAGUGUGCUGAGUUGAUGAAGAGGGGGAAGAUGGUGAACAAGAAGGAGGUGGAUGAGGGGGUGGAUGUGUUGAAGGUGGAUUUGGCAUGAGGAAGGUGUAUGUGCCCUUUUUUUGGGGGGGGGGAGGGGUUUCCAUGAUUAGGAAUUAA